This is a messenger RNA of Dichotomopilus funicola, 198 nucleotides long. RefSeq lists its product as uncharacterized. Bases 1 to 198 code for a protein of 65 amino acids. NCBI's taxonomy places the organism in Eukaryota, Fungi, Ascomycota, Sordariomycetes, Sordariales, Chaetomiaceae. The record is from RefSeq and is a predicted model, not a curated record. The transcript has a single exon.
AUGAAGACCACCACCAUCAUCACCCUCCUCCUCGCCACUCUCGCCGCAGCUGCUCCGGCUCCUGCUGCCGCCGACGAGAGCACGCUUGAGAGACGCGGCUGCCCCGCGGGCUAUUCGUGCAUGAGCGGAGAGUGCUACCAGUACACCUGUGCCAGCUCUGGAUGGUGCUCGUGGUCGCCCAGUGGACAGGCUUGCUAA